Pantherophis guttatus is the source of this 3268-nucleotide messenger RNA. It is a transcript of the gene ZNF703, whose product is annotated as zinc finger protein 703. Gene Ontology annotation, cellular component: nucleus. Lineage: Eukaryota; Metazoa; Chordata; Lepidosauria; Squamata; Colubridae. Gene Ontology annotation, biological process: negative regulation of DNA-templated transcription. The record is from RefSeq and is a predicted model, not a curated record.
UGUAGCUCAGGGAAAGGCAGGGCUUUUUCCCCCCUCCGUCUCUCGCUGGGGCCGGUGCGGUCGUCCUUGCUGCCGCCGCCGCUUCCACAACGCGCCCUGCCCGGGGUUUGGCGCUGCGGAGCUUGCCUCUCCCCCCCCUUUUCCCCCCUCCCCAGCCCUGCCCUACCCCACCCCCGCCCGGCCCGGCUCGCUCCCCCAAAUGAGCGGCGGUUCGCCCGCUGGAUCUAACGCAAGGACAUCGCCCAGCAGCAGCAGCGGCGGCGGCGGAGGAGGAGGAGGAGGCGGCGAAGGCUCGGCCGCCGCCUCGUCAGCCCAGCCUUCCGGAGCCGUGUGCCCGGUGUUCUCGCACCUGUCCCCGGAGGACCCCCUGCGCCAGGCCAACCGGCUUCCCAUCAGGAUCCUGAAGAUGCUGAGCGCCCACAGCGGUCACCUCCUGCACCCGGAAUAUCUGCAGCCGCUCUCCUCCACGCCCGUCAGCCCCAUCGAGCUGGACGCCAAGAAGAGCCCCCUGGCGCUGCUGGCGCAAACCUGCUCGCAGAUCGGGAAGCCGGAUCCGCCGCCCGCUUCCAAACUCAACUCCGGCACGGCCGCCGGGCUCUCUGGGCCGGACAAGGAGUCGAGCGGUCGCGCCGCCAGUGCCGGAGGCGGCAGCGCCCUCAAGCAACUGGGCGACGCGCCCGCCGAGGACAAGUCGAGCUUCAAGCCGUAUUCCAAAGGCGGAGGCGGCGGCGGCGGCGGCGGCGAUCCGCGGAAGGACGGCGGCGUCCCGCCGAACCAGGCCGGCCCGGGCGCGGAGAAGAACGGCUUCCGAGUUCCCAGCGCCGCCUGCCCUCCUUUCCCCCCGCUGGCCGCCUCUUCCUCUUCCACCUCCUCCUCCUCUCCGGGCGGCUCGAGGGGCAAUUCCCCGCAGCACUCGGACUGCAGAGGCCUGGACGAGAAGAAGGAGUCGGAGGUCGCGGCCAAAGCCAGUCCAGACGGCGCGACAGGAGCCGGAGGCAGCCGGGCGCGCGCCGGCAGCGUGGAACCCGGGACGCAAAGCGAGGCGGCUUCGGGGCGCAAGUCCGAACCUCCGGCCUUGGCGUCGGCGGGCCACGUGGCGCCGGUGUCUCCUUACAAGCCGGGUCAUUCGGUGUUUCCUUUGCCCCCCUCCGGCAUCGGCUACCACGGCUCCAUCGUGGGGGCGUACGCGGGGUAUCCUUCCCAGUUCGUCCCCGGCUUGGAUCCUACCAAGCCCAGCCUGGUGAGCGGCGGCCAACUGCCGGGGGCCUUGGGGCUCCCGGGGAAGCCCCCCAGCUCCAGCCCGCUGACGGGGGCCUCCCCGCCUUCCUUCAUGCAGGGAUUAUGCCGAGACCCCUAUUGCCUGAGCUACCACACCGCCUCCCACCUGGGCACCAGCAACUGCUCCAGCUGCGUCCACGACCCGGGCAGCCUGAAAAGUGGAUAUCCCCUGGUGUAUCCCACCCACCCGCUCCACAGCGCCCUCUCCUCCAGCGCCACGCCCAGCCUGUCCGGCCAUUCGCUCUACACCUACGGCUUCAUGCUGCAGAACGACGCCCUGCCCCACAUAUGCAACUGGGUGUCUGCUGGGGGACCUUGCGACAAGAGGUUUGCCACCUCCGAGGAACUGCUGGCCCAUUUAAGGACCCACACGACUCUGCCGGGGGCGGAAAAACUUUUGGCUGGUUAUCCUACCUCGGGGCUGGGCUCCGCUGCGUCCUGCCACCUCCACCUCCCGCCUGCCGCUCCGGGGAGUCCCAGCUCCUUACCCGGAUCUCUGUCGUUGAGAAGCCCGCAGACUUUGGGACUAAACCGCUAUCAUCCCUACGGCAAAAGCCAUUUGCCGACGGCUGGGACCUUGCCGGUCCCUUCCUUGCCUGCAGCCGGACCCUACUACUCCCCCUAUGCCCUUUAUGGCCAAAGACUGACCUCAGCCUCUGCACUUGGAUAUCAGUAACUCCAGCAGCCCUGCCCUCUCUUGCGACCUCGCCUCCGGAGUGUGUAUUUAUUUCCUGUAUGUUAGCUUAAAGCUGGGAAAAUAAGUGCAUUAAUACACCAAUGAAUCAAUGGUAUGCAAAACGUCUGUGUCCCCCCAUUUUCCAAAAUCUGACCCACUUUUAUCUUUUUUUUUUAAAGCAAAAUGUUUUGUCCAUGUGGGGGGAGGAAGCUUACUGUAUUUUCUUUUUUCCCCCUUUAAAUAUUAUUUUUUAAAUGAAAACUUUGCCCUGGUCCCCAGGAAUGCCUGGCAUGAUGUUCAGCGAAAUGCUUUUCUUCCUUCUCCCUCCUUUCUCUACCAUACCCCCUUAUUUUAGUUUGGUUCUAUUCUUGGUUUCGGUUUCUUUGGCUUUUGUAUAGUAACUGGAAAUUAUUGUUGUUGUUUUUUGUCUUGAGAAAGAAAGAAAGAAAGAAAAGAAAGAAAGAAAGAAAGAAAGAAAGAAAGAAAGAAAGAAAGAAAGAAAGACAAAUGGGGAGGUCAGGUUGGCUGGGAAAUUAUUUGGUGGCUUUGUUUUAACUGUGGAAGCAGAAGGCGGGAUGAUCGGACUCACCUUGGGACUGGGAAGCGGCUGGCACUGGGCUGGCGGUGCCGAGAGCUUGGUGGUUCUACAUAGAACCCAUCGUCCUGUCUCCACUGCAGAAACUAAAUCACCUGUGCUCUCAGAGUAAGUGGAUGGAUGCCCUAAAUAAAAAGGAGAGCAUCCAACCACUGGAAUUUUUUGGGUGAAGCUGAAGCCCCCUCCCAUAAAAGAAGGGGCAUGCAAGCCUUCCACCAUCUUUCACACUUAUUUUAUUUUAUUUUGCUUUGGCUUCUUUUUUGUUCUCUCCCCUCCCUUCACCCCCCCACCCCGCUUUUUCUCUCUUCAAAAGACCUGAAUUUUAAGGAAAUUAGCAAGCAUCCUUGAGGGACUGGAAGAGAACAAUCUUCUUAUACGCCAAAUGAGGAACUCGGAGAACUUUUGCUCAGUCUGGUUUCGAGCUGGAUCCUCAAGUCCAGCUAGUAGCCCUUGGGGGCCUCUUUAUCUUUCUCUGUAGACUCAAAUCUACGUACCAAAAAACCCCAACCAACAAAAAAAAAAUCACUCCCCUUUCUUCCCUAAUGACCCUAUCGCCCACUUUCUCUUGACCUGUGGGAAUGGAACAGCUGUUAAGGUGCGGAACUCCUCCCCAAAUUGCAGAACUAAGCAGCACGGAAGGCUGCAGAUCUUUUGGGGUGAAUAGAACUCCCUCCUGGUAAGUCUUAUUUUGUUAAUAAAUGAAUACUUGCUAUAUCUAC